Molecule: messenger RNA, 662 nt
Organism: Staurois parvus
Lineage: Eukaryota; Metazoa; Chordata; Amphibia; Anura; Ranidae
Source: the annotation of a GenBank genome assembly
GUGAUGUUUAACAUAUUGUUAUGAAAUUGAUCAUGAUUAUUAAAACUUUCAUAUUUUAUUUCCAGGGUAUUGUAGUGACUCCUCUGCUGCUACUUCUGUUUUUGGGAUCAUCAUCUUCAGUACCCUUUACCUCUAUAUUCUCCCAGCUAUUCAUGACUGUUGUUGUCCCGCUGAUCAUUGGUCAGAUUGUGCGGAGGUACAUCAAGGACUGGCUGGAGAGGAAGAAACCUCCAUUUGGUGCGAUUAGCAGUUGUGUCCUGCUUAUGAUUAUCUACACCACCUUCUGUGAUACAUUCUCUAACCCAAAUAUUGACCUGGACACUUUCAGUUUGGUUGUUAUUGUAUUUAUCAUAUUUUUUAUUCAACUAGCAUUCAUGCUUUUAACAUUCCUGUUUGCUACUAGUAAAAAAAGUGGUUUUACUCCAGCAGACACAGUGGCAAUAGUAUUUUGUUCAACCCAUAAAUCACUUACCUUAGGUAUUCCUAUGCUGAAGAUUGUGUUUGCGGGAUAUGAACAUCUCUCAUUAAUAUCUGUUCCUUUGUUGAUUUAUCACCCGGCUCAAAUUCUACUUGGAAGUGUAUUAGUGCCAACGAUAAAAUCUUGGAUGCUUGCCAGACAAAAGGCAUUGAAGUUAACAAGGCAGCCGAAGGUCCCGUUAUAA